This is a messenger RNA of Penicillium cataractarum, 1125 nucleotides long. RefSeq lists its product as uncharacterized. Lineage: Eukaryota; Fungi; Ascomycota; Eurotiomycetes; Eurotiales; Aspergillaceae. The transcript is spliced from 2 exons. The record is from RefSeq and is a predicted model, not a curated record. The coding region runs from base 1 to 1125 and encodes 374 amino acids.
AUGCGCCACUUCGAUGCCUGGGUCAUUCGUGACCCUUACUCCAUCUGGCAUUACUAUACCACCGGCCAACGCUGGAAAGAUACCGUCCGCGACCUCAUCCACGACCGCAAGAUCUGCGCACCACUCAAUUCCAAUUCACAAUCUACACCAAUCGAUCUAUACCCACCAUCUUCACCACCAGACACCACAUCUACAACCUCCUCCACAACAAUCCACCAAGCAAGCCCCCUCCUCACACGCCUGCCCCCAGAAAUCCGCGCUAUGAUCUGGUCCUACGUCUUCGGCGCCGAUACCCUGCACCUACCCGCUGGCGUCUCCCCCCAUCACCCUCACCCUCAACAUCCCCCAGCACAAACACUUCCCUCCUCUACCCACACACUCACCCCCGCCCUCCCAAGCACCCUAUCAAACUCGUCCCCAGCCCUCCUCCGCACCUGCCGCUCAAUCUACGCCGAAACCCUGAACACCCUCUACAAAGCCUCCACCUUCGACGUAGACGACCUAUACACCUUCAUCGCAUUCACCCAAUCCCUCCCCUCCCACGCCCUAUCCUCAAUAACCCGCCUCACAAUCCAAUGGAGCCCAAUCUGGACUCCCCUCUCCGGGCAGGACCACAAACACUCCAUCUACGCACAUACACACAGCGACACCCUCUGGCUGCAAUUCUGGGCGCGCGUCGCCUCCCUACCCUCCCUGUCCGAGAUCAGACUUAGUAUUGACCUCGGUUCGUUCACGGGGACUGUCACUAGCAGUGGUGAUGUCGUGCUUGGUGGGAGUGGGGUGCGGAUUCCGAUGGGGGUAGGCGAGUUAUGGACUUUGCCGUUGUGUGCGGUUCGCGGGUUGGAGAGCUUUGAGAUGGCUGUUACGGCGAGGUGUGAUGUUGUGGCGAGACGGGUGCUUGAGGCGGAUUUGUGUAGGGAUGCAGGGGGGUUGAGGGAUUGGUUGACGCGGGUUAUGUGUGGAGGGCGGGAGGUGGAGUUGGGUGAGCUUUUGGGGGAGAUGGUUGGGGGGGCAGUGGAUGGGGGGAGGUUGAGGGUUUUGGAGGAGUGGAUUAGGAUGGGGAGGGAGGAGGAGGAGGUUAUUGGGAAGAGGUCGGGGCAGAGGUUGGCUAUUAUGGCUGCUUGA